AUGGAAAAUACGCGUGGCAUUAAUGUAACGCAAACAAUUGUCACAUUAACCAAGCUGAUAACACCGCCAGCGCUGCAACAGUGUCUGCAAUUCAUCUAUACCGGCACAAUUGAAAGGGAAUUUCACAAUUUGCAGGAAAUUAAACAAGCUGCUGAUUUCUUAGAACUGCCUCAAUUGACUUUAUUACUUUCCAAGCCACAAACACUUUUAGCCAGUCUAAACGAUGAACCCAAUCAACAUUUAUGCUUUAGCAUUAAAGAGAAUAUGGAGAAACAUUGCAUUGGCGAUGGUUGCUUCAGCGAUGUCACUUUCGAGUUGGACGAUGGUCAAAUGAAGGCACAUCGCGCCAUUUUAGUUGCACGCUGUGAUGUUAUGCGCGCCAUGUUGGCUGGCGACUUUCGUGAGGCGCACUCAAGUGUGAUCGUCUUUCCCGGUGUCACGAUUUAUACAUUUCAUAAGUUGCUCUGCUAUUUGUACACAGAUGAAAUACCUCCAAUUUCCGCAGAUAAAUGCUUAAACCUUCUAGAAUUGGCUAAUCGUUUAUGUUUGCCACGACUAUUGAAUUUGGUGGAAUGUCGUGUAAUUGAAGACUUAACAAUGAUUUCGCAGAAUGAAACAAAUGAAACGGUCGAUCAUUGUCUAAAGCUGCUGGAGCCGGUGAAG
Rhagoletis zephyria (snowberry fruit fly) is the source of this 663-nucleotide messenger RNA. Its product is annotated as rho-related BTB domain-containing protein 1-like. Gene Ontology annotation, molecular function: protein binding. Lineage: Eukaryota; Metazoa; Arthropoda; Insecta; Diptera; Tephritidae. The record is from RefSeq and is a predicted model, not a curated record.